AUGAGUGAUCUAUUGCAGGCCUCUGUGAGAGACGCAGAGGCUCGCAGAUCGACAUCGUCAUCGAUUACUUCCAUACAACAUCAGAUCGGACAGAAAAUCAAUCAAAACACCAACACCAAAACCAACACCAAGCGACAUCCACUCCAAAAAGAAACCAAAGCUAUCAUGGCAGCUUCCAAUCCCGAAGCUAGCUCUUCAAACCCCGUCGACAUGCAACUCGAUCAAUCAACCAUCGAUGAAAGUCUCUACUCCAGGCAAUUAUAUGUCCUUGGACAUGAUGCCAUGCAGAAGAUGGCCAACUCGGACGUGUUGAUUGUCGGCAUGAAAGGAUUGGGCGUCGAGAUCGCCAAAAAUAUCUGUCUAGCUGGUGUCAAAUCUGUGACUAUACAUGACCCCGCUCCGACUUGCCAGGCCGAUUUGGGUACCCAGUUUUUCCUACGUGAUUCAGACAUUGGGAAGCCGCGCGAUCAUUCGACACAGCCAAGAUUAGCCGAGUUGAACUCGUACGUUCCAGUUCGUGUCCUAGGGAAGGAACUCACUAAGGAUGUCUUGAAAUCCUUCCAGGUUGUAGUCUUGACCAAUACACCUCUUUCAAAGCAAUUGGAGUUCAAUGACUUCACCCAUCAAAACGGAAUCCAAUUCAUCUCAACAGAUGUCAGGGGCCUUUUCGGCUCGGUCUUCUGCGACUUCGGUCCCGAAUUUGUUGUCUUGGACACCACUGGUGAACAGCCUGUUUCUGGCAUGGUGGUUUCAAUAGAAAACAGCUCUGAAGGACUGGUCACAACUUUAGAUGAAUCGAGGCAUGGUCUGGAAGAUGGUGAUUACGUCUCAUUCACCGAGGUAGAAGGAAUGGACGCACUUGUUCAGGGUGAACCGCGCAAGGUAACUGUAAAAGGUCCAUACACAUUUACAAUCGGAGACACUACAUCACUGGGUAACUACAAAAAAGGUGGAUGGUUCCACCAAGUCAAACAACCCAAAAUGCUACAAUUUAAAUCUCUCCGCGAAUCGUUGUCUCAACCGGAGUUCUUGAUCACCGAUUUUGCUAAGUUCGAUCGACCAGCUAUUCUACAUACAGGGUUUCAAGCUCUUUCGCAGUUUGAAGAAAAGUAUUCCCGUUUACCCAAACCGCGGAACCCUGCAGAUGCCGAGUUAUUCUUAGCAUUGGCAAAAAGUAUCCACCAAGGUGAUGAGGAACUCCCGAAGGAGGUUCUCACAGAAUUAGCUUACCAGGCCAUGGGAGAAUUGGCGCCCAUUACCGCGGUAAUUGGCGGGUACGUCGCCCAAGAAGUCUUGAAGGCUUGUUCAGGAAAAUUUCACCCGACGUUCCAAUAUCUAUAUUUCGAUGCUCUCGAGGCUCUUCCCACUGAAUUACCGACCGAAGCCGAUGCUCAACCUAUCGGAUCCAGGUAUGAUGGUCAAAUCGUUGUGUUUGGAAAUCAAUUCCAGAAGAAAAUUAGCAACUACAGACAAUUUCUGGUCGGGGCGGGUGCGAUCGGUUGCGAGAUGUUAAAGAAUUGGGCCAUGAUGGGUCUAUCUGCUGGUCCCGAUGGCAAGAUAUCGGUAACAGAUAUGGAUUCGAUUGAGAAGAGUAACCUGAAUCGGCAAUUCCUGUUCCGACCCCGUGACCUUGGUUCAUUCAAGAGUGAGGCUGCACCCAGGGCAGUUAGUGAAAUGAAUCCAGACCUCCAGGGAAAGAUUCAAAGCUUUCAAGAAGCUGUGGGAGAUCGUACGGAGCACCUCUUUGGAGAUGAAUUCUUCGAUCAUCUCGAUUGUGUCACGAAUGCACUCGACAACGUUUUAGCCAGACAGUACAUGGAUCGUCGCUGUGUGUAUUACGAGAAACCCCUCCUGGAGUCGGGAACGUUAGGAACAAAGGCCAACGUGCAGGUUGUUCUGCCUCAUCUGACCGAGUCCUAUUCGUCUUCACAAGAUCCUCCAGAAAAAGAGGCGCCCAUGUGUACCUGGGCAAAGGAGCGCUUUUCCGAAUUCUUCACCAAACCUGCCGAGACAAUCAACCAAUAUCUCACAAUUCCGAAUUACAUUGACACCUUGAGACAAGGAGGGAACCCGAUCGAGCAGAUCAACCAAAUCAAAGAAUUUCUCGUCGAGAAUCGACCAACCACCUUUGCCGACUGCGUAAGUUGGGCUCGAUUGAAGUUUGAGUUGGAGUUCAACAAUGAGAUCCGACAGCUGUUACACAGCUUGCCCCGUGACUUGAUUACCAAGGAGGGUGUCCCCUUUUGGUCUGGCCCUAAACGAGCUCCUGAGCCGAUUAGUUUCAACCCCAAUGAUCCUCAGCAUAUGACAUUUAUCAUUGCAGCAGCGAAUCUCCUAGCUUUCAACUACGGAAUCAAAGGUGAUCGGGAUCCUUCCGCAAUCAACAAGAUUGUCAGCACAGUCGCUGUGCCUGAGUUUGCUCCCAGGGCCGGUCUGCAGAUUCAAGUGAAAGAUGACGAGCCGGUUAACAAUCAAGCCAAUGGCGACGAAGAUCAGGCAGAGAUGAUGGCCAAAUUGCCCAAGCCCGAGGAGCUACCCGGUCUCAAACUCCACCCAUGCGAGUUUGAAAAAGAUGACGACACAAACUUCCACAUGGACUUCAUCACCGCUGCCUCGAACCUUCGGGCGACCAAUUACUCGAUCGCCCCCGUCGACAAACACCGCACCAAGCUGAUUGCCGGCCGGAUCAUUCCCGCCAUCGCCACAACAACUGCUCUUGCCACCGGGUUGGUUUGCAUCGAGCUCUACAAGAUCAUCGGCAAGAAAGAUAAGCUCGAGUGCUACAAGAACGGCUUCGUCAAUCUAGCCCUGCCCUUCUUCGGCUUCUCCGAACCGAUCGCCGCUGCCAAGAACAAGUAUUACGAUACAGAAUGGACCCUCUGGGACCGCUUCAAUAUCGAUUACGAUAUUACUUUACAAGAACUGAUUGACUAUUUCAAGAAAGAGAAAAAACUAGAAGUGACCAUGUUGAGUAGUGGAGUCUCGAUGCUCUACAGUAGUUUCAUGGCCAAGAAAAAAGUUGAAGAGAGAUUCAAAAUGAAGAUGAGCGAAUUGGUGGAGGUAGUGUCCAAGAAGCCGAUCCCUUCACAUGUGAAAGCAAUGAUAUUCGAGGUGAUGGUUAAUAAAAUCGAAGCCGAAGGAAAUGGGAACGAGGAUGAGGAAGAUGACGACCAAGAUGUGGAGGUUCCUUACAUCAAAAUCAGAAUCCGUCCAUGA
Messenger RNA from Puccinia graminis f. sp. tritici CRL 75-36-700-3, 3216 nucleotides. Its product is annotated as ubiquitin-activating enzyme E1. The record is from RefSeq and is a predicted model, not a curated record. Gene Ontology annotation, biological process: protein sumoylation. Gene Ontology annotation, molecular function: SUMO activating enzyme activity. The coding region runs from base 1 to 3216 and encodes 1071 amino acids. Gene Ontology annotation, cellular component: SUMO activating enzyme complex; cytoplasm. The transcript has 18 exons. NCBI's taxonomy places the organism in Eukaryota, Fungi, Basidiomycota, Pucciniomycetes, Pucciniales, Pucciniaceae.